GUUCAUGAAUCAUUUUUCUUGAUCGCUUCUCUCUCUGCCAUAUCUGUCUCCAGAGGGUUGGGGGAAAAUGGUUUCGCUCAAACUCCAGAAGCGGCUCGCGGCGAGCGUGCUCAAGUGCGGGAAGGGCAAAGUAUGGCUCGAUCCCAACGAAGUCAGCGAGAUCUCCAUGGCGAAUUCUCGCCAAAAUAUCAGGAAACUGGUCAAGGAUGGGUUUAUCAUCAGGAAGCCUACCAAGAUCCACUCGCGUUCCCGAGCACGCCGUAUGAAGGAGGCCAAAAGAAAGGGACGCCAUUCUGGAUACGGUAAGCGCAAGGGAACCCGGGAGGCAAGGCUGCCUACGAAGAUAUUAUGGAUGAGGAGAAUGCGGGUUCUGAGGCGUCUUCUGAGGAAAUACAGGGAGGCCAAGAAGAUUGACAAGCACAUGUACCACGACAUGUACAUGAAGGUGAAGGGUAACGUCUUCAAAAACAAGCGUGUCCUGAUGGAAAGUAUCCACAAGUCGAAGGCUGAGAAGGCGAGAGAGAAGACUUUGUCCGACCAGUUCGAGGCUAAGAGGGCCAAGAACAAGGCUAGCCGAGAGAGGAAGAUUGCCCGGAGGGAGGAACGUCUAGCCAAGGGUCCAGGGGGAGAUGUGCCACUGCCAACUAGUGCACCACCUGCCACCGCUGCCCAAACCACAGAGGUAUCAUCCAAAAAGUCCAAGAAGUGAGGAGAUGUAUCUAGAAGCCGAAGACCAGCUUAUGGCCUCUACCAGUUGACAGGUUUUGCCAUUUGGGAUGCUUUAUGAAAUAGCUUUGUGCGAACAAAACACUUUUACUGUGUAAAGAGGAAGCUUGUCAGCAAUCUCACUAUGAAAUCUCUCAAAGGACAUAUAAUCAAUGUCUUUUUCCUUA
Molecule: messenger RNA, 893 nt
Organism: Tarenaya hassleriana
Lineage: Eukaryota; Viridiplantae; Streptophyta; Magnoliopsida; Brassicales; Cleomaceae
Product: 60S ribosomal protein L19-3-like
Exons: 5
Coding region: 68-709 (213 amino acids)
Biological process (GO): translation
Cellular component (GO): ribosome; cytosolic large ribosomal subunit
Molecular function (GO): structural constituent of ribosome; RNA binding
Source: RefSeq, a predicted model, not a curated record